AUGUCGACAGAGGCCGCACCGAUGACACCACCGGCUAAAAAGAGAAUGACGGACUGGAACUCCUGGUUUCAUCGGCGGGAAUGGGAUGCAGAGGAUUAUCUCGAUCAGUCAGAUGGUCUUCCAAAUAUUGACGAUGUCAUCUUACCCAAAGUAUCACCAAUCUUGACAGGCAUGGGCAAUUUUGAGGUCUGGUUGAGCGCCGUCACCAAAGUCCUGGACUCUAACAGGCUGAUGGGUUUGAUUACGAGACCACGGCCUCUAUUCUUGAACGAGCAGAGCGAAAGAUGGGCGAGCUUGUCUCUGGAGGUUGGCCAAUGGAUGGAAGACAGCAUUGAUGAGACCCUCUACUGCUAUCUCGAAUGGAUGGGUGAGGAUUGCAUCUACGCAGAUGCCGUUGUGAGAUCUGCCAAGCUACUUUUGCAGGGGAAAUCUCUAGCAGAUGCAAGGAGGAUGGAGAAGUUAGUCCAACUCAAGCCUAGCGACUUUGACAAGCCAUUCAAAUACGUCAUGGCAUACGCAGACCAAUUCGAAUCGGCUUGUAAGCAUGGGAUCAAUAUUGGUCCUUACGCGGCGCUCUUGACGAUACUCUUGAACUUUCAAAAUUCAAAGAGCGGUAUCUACUACAAGAUUCACCAAAUGCUCAACGUCGACUCGGGUGGCAAUGGGAGUCUUGCAGAGUGGGUUACUAAGGAAAGAUUUCAAUAUUACAUCACCCAUAUCAUCAAGUUAUUGAUCGACGAUGACCAAAGGUUCCUAAGCGCCUUUCAUUUCCCAUCCGAAAGAUGA
Molecule: messenger RNA, 786 nt
Organism: Penicillium pulvis
Lineage: Eukaryota; Fungi; Ascomycota; Eurotiomycetes; Eurotiales; Aspergillaceae
Exons: 1
Coding region: 1-786 (261 amino acids)
Source: RefSeq, a predicted model, not a curated record